AUGGAUAGCACCGGGACUAUUCUUCAACACGGUGGCAGCAGGGCUCACAAGAACCGGAAGCGUGCUGAGAAAACCGCAGUGACGCUCGUGAUCGUCAACCCCAUCGGCAAGGAAUCUCUGGACCACAUCACCCCGGAGUUAAUCCAGGAAUUGCUCGCCGGACACCACGGCGCCGACGCGAUUUUUAGGUUCGGCGCCAAGUUGUACGCACUGGAAGAGAACAUGAACUUCAAGACUGACGUGAAAAGCGGGUUCAUUAGCGGGCGUCUGGAGGAGGACAGCGCCUGGGUAACUCAGAGGAAGACCGUUGGUUUCUCGAUGCUGUUGNACGGUGGCAGCAGGGCUCACAAGAACCGGAAGCGUGCUGAGAAAACCGCAGUGACGCUCGUGAUCGUCAACCCCAUCGGCAAGGAAUCUCUGGACCACAUCACCCCGGAGUUAAUCCAGGAAUUGCUCGCCGGACACCAUGGCCCCGACGUGAUUUUUAGGUUCGGCGCCAAGUUGUACGCACUGGAAGAGAACAUGAACUUCAAGACUGACGUGAAAAGCGGGUUCAUUAGCGGGCGUCUGGAGGAGGACAGCGCCUGGGUAACUCAGAGGAAGACCGUUGGUUUCUCGAUGCUGUUGGAAAACCUCAAGGACAAUUUUGAGGAGGCCGUUCAAACGUACGUGGACAAAAUCCCCUACGACGAUGUAGAAAACUUUGAGCUGGACAUGAGCUACAUCCGCAAGAUCUUCGAUCUUCAGGAGGACAUGCCCGUGUACAGAAAAUUCAUUCGCGAUGGUUUUAACGUAUUGGCGUCCAACAUGGCGGAGAAACUACGGAGGAUCGAACGGGACACGGGCAAAAAGCUGAAGCUGACCUAA
Molecule: messenger RNA, 867 nt
Organism: Ectocarpus sp. CCAP 1310/34
Lineage: Eukaryota; Phaeophyceae; Ectocarpales; Ectocarpaceae
Source: the annotation of a GenBank genome assembly